CCCUCAAGGCUCCAAGGAGAAACACUUCAUCGACUCUCUCUCUCUCUCUACUUCUCUCUCUAGAAACAGAAACUCUUCACCUCUUCGGAGAGCAAAUCGGAAAAUUCUUGAAAUUCUUUUGUUUUCUUCGUCUGUGUGUAUGGCACUUGAAGCGAUGAAUUCUCCGACGCCGCUGCAGUUCCCCGCCGCCGAGAACAAAUACCGGCGAGAAGCCGGAGAAGAUAUGAUAACCGACGCCGCUUUCAUGGAACCUUGGCUCAAACGCAAACGCUCGAAACGCGAGCGUUCUCUAGACCCUUCUCCCUCGUCGUCUUCUGGGCCCAACGAGGACGAGUACCUCGCUCUCUGCCUCGUCAUGCUCGCCCGCGGCCGACCCACGACUGCUCAAACGCAAACGCAAACGCAAACGCAGACGCAGAAGAUUUCCUACAAGUGUAGUGUGUGCAACAAGGCGUUUCCUUCUUACCAAGCUUUAGGCGGUCACAAGGCGAGCCACCGCAUCAAGAGCGCUUCAACGGCCGCAACCACCGCAGAUGAUCUCUCCGCCGUAGCUUCCACCGGGGAAAAAUCUCAGGCGGCGACCGCCGUCGCUCUAUCCGGGAAGACACACGAGUGUUCGAUAUGCCAUAAGGUGUUUCCGACUGGGCAAGCGCUCGGCGGACACAAGCGGUGCCACUACGAAGGCACCAUCGGCGGCGGAGGAAGAGGAAGCAAGUCGUCGAGCCACAGCGGCGGAGGAAGCACGGUGUCGGAGGAGCGGGGGCACCGUGGAUUCAUCGACCUGAACCUCCCGGCGCUUCCGGAGUUUGGAUUGUCCGGCGGCGGCGGAGUGGAGGAAGAGGUGGAGAGCCCCUUGCCGGGGAAGAAACCGCAUUUCCUAACGGACCGAGAUGACGCCGUCAAGAAAGAACAUUUUUCUCUACGAAUUUGUAAUAAAUAAAAAAGAAAUAUUAUUGUUAUAAUAUCAUUUGGUUCAAUAUACAUUUCUUGUUUUUGUAUUACCAAUACAGUGUGAUCCAUAUGUUUUUUUUCCCUUUACAA
Tarenaya hassleriana is the source of this 1041-nucleotide messenger RNA. RefSeq names its product zinc finger protein AZF2-like. The record is from RefSeq and is a predicted model, not a curated record. The coding region runs from base 140 to 940 and encodes 266 amino acids. Gene Ontology annotation, molecular function: DNA-binding transcription factor activity. The transcript has a single exon. NCBI's taxonomy places the organism in Eukaryota, Viridiplantae, Streptophyta, Magnoliopsida, Brassicales, Cleomaceae.